GGGAACCGCUGGGAAAUGGGCUCCGGGACAGCGUCCCACCCACCCACCGCCGCACAGCUCCCAUUUCUCAGACCCCCGAACGACCCCACGUUGCAGAACCCCGCUCACCCCCUACAAAACCGCCCCGAAUCCCGAACACCCAACGCGCGCAGUUUGCGCCAUCAGAUGCCGGGAGGGGCGCGGAGCGCUGCGCACCCGCGGAACGGCCGCUGCGGGGCGGCGGGGCCCCGGCGGAGCUCCCGGCCGAGCUGCGGGUGCUGCUCCCGCUCCGCCCCCGCGCAGCCUCCACCCUCGAUCCGCCGCGCGGCGCCGCUUUUACAUAACGCCCCGGGGCCGGGGUCCGCGCCCCGCGGUUCCUUCGCACGGCGGAAAUGCGGAGCAGUUCGCAUCGGUUUCCUGCCUGCCGAGCCGUGCCGUGCCGUGCCGUGCCACCAUGGGCGAGCGGCCCCCGGGCGCUUUCUGGUGCAGCACGGCCGCCUCGCUGGAGUCACGGCAAUGAAUGGGCACGCUCUGUCGGCCGGCACGCCAGCGUAUCCCCGGGGCUGGCAUGAGUUUUGUGAGCUGCACGCCAUCAGCACCGCCAAGGAGCUGGCGCAACACUACCUGCGCUUUGCCACCGAGCACCCGCACCAUGACCUGCUGGCUGCAGAGAACUUCUCGAUGCGCUUCGCCAACCUCUUCCAGCAAUAUUUCUGCAAUGAGGUGAAGGAGGGCUUUGCCAUGAGCCAGCUCCGCAUACUGCCUGCUGGCCCGGCGCGGGAUUACCGGGACACACAACGCCAGCAUGCAAACCCUUCCCUGGGCACGGUGGCUUCCAAAGGCGAAGCAGAGCCACCCGCUCGCCCUGAGCCCAUGGCUGAGCCCCCCACAGGGCUGCGCAAGUCGUGGAGCUCAGAGGAGCUGACGGGGCCAGCACGGAGACCAUUUUCACUCAGCCAACUCCGCCGCAGCUGGCGCAGCCUCUUCCGCCGCCGCUCCUCGGAUGCUCUCCCCACAGAGGCCGAUGGUGAAGUGGCAGAGGCUGCUCUCAAAUCAGGACUGAGCAAACGCAUCCUGCCCUGGGGGCUGUCCCGGGAGCAGCCCCCUGAGGUGCGCAAGGAGGGGACGCUGCGGUAUGGGCUGCUGGAUGAGACGUCACUGGACAGUGGGACGCGCUGGCAGCGCUGCCGUCUGGUGCUGCGCAGGGCAGGGAUGCCCGAUGGUGAGGAGUAUGUGCUGGAGCUCUUCGACCCACCAAAGGGCUCCAAGCCAAAGCUGCGCGCUGCCUGCUCGGCCAUCCAGGAGGUGAGGAGGUGCACACGCCUUGAGUUGCCUGACAACCUGCACACCUUUGUCCUCAAGGUCACCAAUGCCACUGAUGUGCUGUUCGAGGCAGGGGAUGAGCAGCAACUCAGCUCCUGGAUGGCCGAGAUCCAGCAGUGUGCAUGCAGAGGGUCAGAUGUGGGUGACCCUGAGCUCCUGUCAGGCCGGCAACCUGAUCCCACAGCCACCAGCCCUGCCACCAGCUCGGACUCCCCAAGCCAAGGGGCAAUGCCAGGGGGGCCGGCGGAGGCAGCGGGGCCGAAGAUGGAGCAAUUCCUGUCCUCCUGCCCCUGGUUCCAUGGGCCCAUCUCCCGUGUGAAGGCAGCGCAGCUGGUGCAGCUGGGGGGGCUGGAGGGACACGGCGUCUUCCUGGUGCGGCAGAGCGAGACGCGCCGCGGCGAGUAUGUGCUCACCUUCAACUUCCAGGGCAGAGCGAAGCACCUGCGGCUGUCGCUGACGGAGCGGGGCCAGUGUCGUGUCCAGCACCUGCGUUUCUCCUCCAUCACAGAGAUGCUGCACCACUUUCACCGCUAUCCCAUCCCGCUGGAGUGUGGGGCCACCUGCGAUGUCAGGCUCUCCAGCUAUGUUGUUGUCCUCCCCCAGCCACCAGCUCCCGGCUCCAGCCCUGCUCUCCCCAUCCCGCUGCCCUUCUGGAGCCCAGAAUUCAACCUGACCCCCUCCGAGUCCCCUCCAGAGCCCAUCUUCCACCUGGUGCCACCGGCAGCUGAGCUGGCGCAGGGCUCACACCCCAACGGGGCACCCCAUGGCACACGGCCCCGCGAUUCGGACUACGAAGUGGAAGCCCCGGGUCGGGGCCGCGUGCGUGCUGUGGACAACCAGUACACACCACUGUGAUGAUGGGCACAUUUGGGAUGCACUUUUGGUGGAGAAAUCCCGGAGAUCCCUCCGGGUGGCACAGAGGAAAAAAGAAUGUAUUUCCUUCCUUCUGGUUAGGGAUUGUUAUUUUGUAAUUUAGCAAGGAAGGGGGUCAUUGUUCACUCCAGUAUGGGUGUGCUCCCUCUCCUGGGCCUGUUAAAGGGCCAUUUAAAAAGAAAAUAUCUAUUUUUUUUUUUUUUGUAUUAUCAAAGCUUUCUCGUUACUGUUUACACAACCACCACGAGGGCACCGUGUGUGCUCUCCUGCCCCUUCCAGGAGGAGCCGAGGGUGUGUGGUGCAUCUGCACCAUUGGAGUGGAUUCACAAUUCUUGACCAAGCGCUGCCCGCGAGCCGGGAUGGGGCUGUGCCACGCUCCUGCUCGACAAGGAUUUGUUUUAUCUCUAAAGACAAGGCAAAAAACUGGCUUUUCUCACUCCUUUUUUCUUUCCCCAACUCGCCUGUUGCAGCCGAUCCUGCAGCAGCGCUGCCCACACCGCGAUGCUAACCGAGAUGUGAACACUAACAGCUCCAUCCCUAACAGUGCCACUGCUGAGAGCUACUGUGGAGACUGACAGCAAAGCAUCCCCAAACUAAUGGGGGCAUUUCCAGCACAAAACUCAGCUUCCCUUCAGUUUCCUUGGCCAUGCAGCUGUGCACCCUGCUCAGCCCUUUUUCAGCAAGAAAACAUGUAAGGGGACGGCAGUGUUCCACACUAUGCAGUAAUGGGCAGAGGGAGCACAAAGCCCCUCUGAGCCCCCACACCCAACGUGCCUUAGGAGAGGAAGAUACAGUGUUUCUGCAGCUGUAAUACCCAUACAGCAGCACUUUAACCUGCCUCCAUGUGUGUGCCCUCAAAGCAUGGGGCCCCAUUUACUUGCUGGUGCCUGGAGAGAGGAUCGGCCGCUCUAUCAGGAGGAAGGAGGGAGCUGGGGCCAUUGCCACAUUCAGGGCACAUGCUCAGCUCCCAUUUAUGGGAUCACAGAAUGGUUUCGUGUUGGAAGGGACCCCCAAACUCCAUCUGAUCCCCCUUGCCACGCACAGGAAUACUAAUAGCUCAACCCCAAGGGAUCCUAAUGCAACAUUACUCUCAAACUCACAUUGCAGAGAAUCCUUAUUUUCCUCCCUAUUAAAAGCAGAGCCCUCAAGAGCAUUAAUUUAGGAUUUCAUUUGAAAGCCAACAAUACAAAGCCUCAAAGCUUUUGCAAGGGUCUGAGAAUGCACCAUGUGCACCACUGGCCAUGCACAGCCCACAGCACAGCUCUGCUGUGAUAAGUGACCACUAUGCGUUAGCAGACAGGACAAAGUGGCUGCAUCCCCCUUGAGAACUCACAUGGAGUUUUGUGUCUCCCACCUCUUGCUCUGCUCCCAUUCUCCACUUUAUGCAUCCGGAGCAUGCAAAGCCUUUUUUUGCCCAACUCCUGUUUCCAGCACCCCCAUUGCCUGCUCCAUGGCAGCCAGACUCCAAACUGGAGCAUUUCAGAGAAAACGAUACUGUGCAUUGUCACCUCCUGGGCUGCCAAACACAGGGAGGCUGCAGGGGAACAAAGCAGCCCCUGUGCUCUCUUCAUUCCCAGAGCUGCAUUAAGGCUGCAGGCAGCAGCGUACUCCCCACACACCAAAAAAUAGCAAAUCAGGAACAAGGCUGCCUGAAUUUGGGGCUUUAAAGGCCAAUACCUCCUUGGUGCAUGGCCCCAGAUCGUUGUGUUUGGGGAGAAGCUGCUCAGCAAAGCUCUGCUUGUAUCUGCUGCAGCCCCAGGCAGCCACAUCUGAAUGAUUUUUUCCCCAAAGGAUGAGAGGGUCUCACCCCAGCUCCCCCACGGAGGCAGCAAAGGGAUGGGAAAAGGGAUUGCAGCCACACAGAGUGUUCCUAACCCUCCUUUCUAUCGCUAGGGAUUUGUUGUAGUUCAAAGGGGAACCACUGGAUUUGGUUAGAAAAACAUACAUGAGUUCAUCAGGCUGUGCCCCCUUGCAAGGUUAACGCAGUGCUGCAGGUACUCUAUUACAGGGGUAGGAAAGGUGCUCCCAGGACGUGUCUUUUAGCACUAAGGAUGCUAAGGGAAGGGGCACUGCCUUUGCUCUCCAGCUAGGACUGCUGAGACCUGAUUCUGACAAUGCCUAUGAUAGAGAGCAAUAAUUAACAUUUUUAGUUAUCUCAUCCCUCUCUGCCACACUACACCCUGGGCAGGUUCCCAACACUGACACCACCACCAACUGGUGUUGAAGCACAACUGUGGGAUGGCAAAGCCUUGGGGAAGAGCUCCAGGUCCAGGUGGAGCCAAAGCAGAGGGAAUCCCUGUGAGCUGGAGCAGCACCAGCACGCUGGGAAGGGGCCAUGGAGGGGCUUUUUGUUCUUUCACCUCCGGACCACACAACACUGCUGUCACGCGACCAAGCAUAUAAAGCCUUCAAGUGUCUGAACACAGUAUUCCAGACUUCAAGGUGAGCUUGCUGGCUCCCACCAGGGCACAGCCUGCACCAGCAGUCACUGCGCGCCCUCCCACCCAGCCUCUAGGGUGACUAAAGCCAACAGGUUCUGUUGGAUGAGUUUUAGUGAUUUGGAAGUUCUACUUUUCACCUGCACAGAAGAGUUCUUCUUGUAUAGUAGGUUUUCUAUAUAUUGUUUCUGUAUGUACUGUACAAGUAACUUAUUCUUGAAUAAUGCAAUUUUACCGUAAUAUAAAAAAAAAAACAACCCUCCUCUUAAUAAACUGUUUUUAGAACUCGUUUCUCA
Coturnix japonica (Japanese quail) is the source of this 4909-nucleotide messenger RNA. It is a transcript of the gene SH2B3, whose product is annotated as SH2B adaptor protein 3. Gene Ontology annotation, cellular component: plasma membrane. Gene Ontology annotation, molecular function: transmembrane receptor protein tyrosine kinase adaptor activity. The record is from RefSeq and is a predicted model, not a curated record. Lineage: Eukaryota; Metazoa; Chordata; Aves; Galliformes; Phasianidae. Gene Ontology annotation, biological process: intracellular signal transduction.